UCUCUCUCCCUCUGAGCUUGCCUUAUUUCCUCUCUCUCUCUCUCUCUCUCUCUCUCUCUCCAGCUCAACGAGAAGGUAUUAGGAAGGUAUCGGGAUUCAGGAGUAGCUCUCUUUCUACAGUGCUUCUCCUUUUUUUUUUUUUUUUUCAUCCUUGGCAAAGCAAAGGCCCUCACUCAUCCUCCAUUUCUGAUCCUGUUAGUUGUUUGAGGAGAAAGUUCUGUUGGGGGGCUCCUAGAAAGAUAAAAUGCUGUUGGUAUUGGAUGCUGAGCAAUGGAAUUGUUCAAUUUGAUAUAUUUCUAAUUUUCUCCCAGUCCUCUGAUGGCCUCAAAAACCAGUGCUCGGACGUCUCCUGCACGGCAACAGAAGCCCUGUAACAUUCAAAGAGUAGAGGUAGAUGAGCUGAAGCCUUUACCUUCAAAGGUUUCAAAGACUGUCAAAGCUGAGCCUGUUGUUCCGGAACAGAUACCCAGAUUGGUAGAAAAUGCACCAAAAAAGGUUGUAGGAGCUUCUGAAAGUAAAAAGUUACCAAAUUCUUACAAAAAAGGGUCUGAUGACUCUUCAUUGAAUAAAUUUGACUCGACCUUUCUAUUGGCUGCCCUUGAGCAAGCAUCAAAUGAAGUGGAUUCUUCAGUUAAAGAGAUUAGAGGUUCACAAGAUAUUUCUGUUGAUCAAGAAAAGAAAACUUCAGAGUAUGGAAGUGUGAAGAACAGUUCAGUGUCUGCCAAAGUUAGUGAUGGAACCAGCAGCCUUGCCAAGACUAGUGGAAGUGCCAAGAUUAGUGAUCGUCUUGACUAUGUUGAGAGUGGCAAGAGCAGCAUGUGUAGAGGAAGCACUAGUAGUGACGUGAGUGAUGAGAGCACUUGUAGCAGCUUUAGUAGCAGUAUUAACAAACCUCAUAAAGCCAAUGACAUAAGGUGGGAAGCCAUCCAGGCUGUCAGAGCUAGAGAUGGGGUUCUUGGUUUAAGUCACUUCAGGCUUCUGAAGAGGUUGGGCUGUGGGGAUAUUGGAAGUGUGUAUCUCUCAGAGUUGAGUGGAACAAAAUGUUACUUUGCAAUGAAGGUAAUGGAUAAAGCUUCUUUAGCGAGCCGUAAGAAGCUGCUUCGGGCCCAGACAGAAAGAGAGAUAUUGCAGUCUUUGGAUCAUCCCUUCCUUCCAACACUCUACACCCACUUUGAGACAGAGAAGUUCUCCUGUUUGGUGAUGGAAUUCUGUCCUGGAGGAGACCUGCAUACCCUUAGGCAAAGACAGCCAGGGAAGCAUUUUCCUGAGCAGGCAGUGAAGUAUGAUAAACUUUUAUAUAAUACGCGGUUCUCUUUAUUUUAUUUGUUGUGUGUGCUUGUCACUUCCUUUAAUGUUGUGGGUCAGCCACUUCGUUUUCCAGAAUCACCAGUAGUCAGUUUUGCAGCUAGGGAUCUUAUUAGGGGUUUGCUUGUAAAAGAACCACAGCACAGGUUGGCAUAUAAAAGAGGGGCAACUGAGAUUAAACAACACCCGUUCUUUGAAGGUGUGAAUUGGGCAUUGAUCCGCUGCGCUACUCCACCUGAGAUUCCGAAGCCUGUUGAGAUUGAACGGGUACCAGCCCCAACAGCAUCAUCGAGUGAGAAGACUGCUGCUGCUGCUGUUGCUGCUGCCGCUCCUGCAGCGGUCCCACAUGAUCACAAAGGUUCUGAUAAUUAUCUGGAAUUUGAUUUCUUUUAGUAAUAGUUGGUGUUUGAUUGCAGAUCUGCAAAUUGUUUUAUUUAAGGGAGGAAUUAUUCUGAACAUCCAAGGGGUUGUUGGGGAGGAGAGGAUAAAAAGUUUUUCUCUUUGAUAGAUGUUGAUGAUGAGGAAUUUGUAUGUUUGUUGUCACCUUGUUUUUAACAGUUUUAAAUGUGUAAUGCAUAAUCCUUGAUCUCAUCUCAAUAGCACAUGUGAAUCAGAAA
This is a messenger RNA of Carica papaya (papaya), 1922 nucleotides long. NCBI's taxonomy places the organism in Eukaryota, Viridiplantae, Streptophyta, Magnoliopsida, Brassicales, Caricaceae. The record is from RefSeq and is a predicted model, not a curated record.